AUGGACGACACCACUUCGCACUUCGUGGGGUCCGCCGACGCUGACGCGUCGGACCUGCAGACAGCCGCGCGGGAUUUCUCGGAGUGCGUCUUCGCCCUCGGCUUGAGAGUCGAGCCGUCCAAAUCGGGCGUGAUCUUCAACCGCGGGCGGUUCCAGAAGCGGUUCGCCGACAAGGCCCGCUCCCUGGGCUUGCUUCCGCGGAAGUGCAUCCGCAACCUGGGCCACGACCUGGUGGGCCCACGGAUACGGCGGGAGCAGGCCGACUCCCGUAUCAGCGCCCUCCAGGCGCGCCGAAGACGGCUCCGCAUCUUGCAGAAGGGCGCGGGGCGCAAGGUUGCGCACCUUUGGAGCACAGGCUUGUCGCCCUCGGUGCUGCACGGCGCUUGGGUCUCGGGCGUCGACGACGGCCGCUUGCGGCUCCUCCGGAACUCGGCCGCCGUGCUGGCGGGCUGGAGCACCGGUGGAGGAGUGACCACCUACUUGGCCUCGCAGGCCAACGCGAGGUACGACCCCAUUUUCGAGGCGUCGGUGCCGCUGGUGCUCCGCUACGCGGCUUGGCUCUGGGACAACCGUGUCCCGCCUGCGAGGCUGCAGCGAGCUUGGCUGGCGUUGGAGGCCGACAUGCUGGAGCGGCCGUCUUGGUUCUUGGCCAAGGGCCCGAUCGCGGCGACCUGGCUGUCGCUCCGCCUCCUGGGAUGGGACAUGGUUUCGUCCACGCAGAUCCGCUCGGACAUCGGCACGGUCUUCAGCUUGCUGCAGGUCUGCCCCGAGGACUUGCGCCACCACCUCUUCCUGGGCAUCCAGCGGUGGCAGGGUGCCCGCGUGGCGCAGCACGUGCACCUUCCUCUGUCAGACGGGCGUUCGUGGAUGAGAGGCCUUCGCCUGGGCCUGCGGGACUUGCCCGCCAGACAGCUGGGCGCCAUCCAGACGCUAUGGUCGGGGCGCUACGUCACGCCCGAGCGUCGCAUGGCGCUGGAGGGAGUCGGCGACCCGAAGUGCCGGGCUUGCGGGGCCGCCGAGGGCACCUACGGCCACCCAGCCCGUCGACCAGCCUGCCGUGCCCGAGAUCUCCGACGCGACGCUGGAGACGAGGCAGCAGCUGGUCGACCUCGGAGCCGCGGAGAAUUGGGAGUCCACUGA
This is a messenger RNA of Prorocentrum cordatum, 1140 nucleotides long. NCBI's taxonomy places the organism in Eukaryota, Dinophyceae, Prorocentrales, Prorocentraceae. The record is from the annotation of a GenBank genome assembly.